GCGGGGCGCUUUGCGGGCGAAGCGAGCGGCGCCCGUGGGCCGGCGCGGGGAUGUGGCCUCUGCCGCGUGGGGGCUACCUGCGCGCGCUGCUGGCCGGGGCCCGAGGCGCCGAGCUCUCGGCUGCGCCCCGCAGGGCCUCGGGCGGCUUAAGUGGUGCGCGGGACUCCCCCGCCGAAGCCGGCUGGCUGCGGGGCGAAGUGGACCGAUUCGGGGGCGUCUCGGUGCGGCUGGGCGUCCUGGAUCGCCUGGACGCCGCCGCCUUCCAGAGGGGCCUCCAUGCUGCCAUACAGCAGUGGCGAUCGGAAGGCAGAGCGGCGGUCUGGCUGCACGUGCCCAUCCUGCAGAGCCGCUUCAUUGCCCCGGCCGCCGCCCUGGGCUUCUGCUUUCACCACGCGGAAGCGGACUCAUCCACGCUGACCCUGUGGCUGGGACAAGGGCCCAGCAGACUCCCAGGAUAUGCGACACAUCAAGUGGGAGUUGCGGGAGCUGUAUUUGAUGAAAGUACUAGAAAAAUAUUGGUUGUCCAAGAUCGAAAUAAAUUGAAAAACAUGUGGAAGUUCCCAGGAGGCCUUUCGGAGCCUGGAGAAGAUAUCGGAGACACAGCAGUUCGAGAAGUUUUUGAAGAAACUGGUAUACGAUCAGAAUUCAGGUCCCUCCUGAGCAUUCGGCAGCAGCACAGCCACCCCGGGGCUUUCGGGAAGUCGGACAUGUACAUCAUCUGCCGCCUGAAGCCGCGCUCCUUCACCAUCGAGCUGUGCCCGCACGAGUGCCUGCGGUGCGAGUGGAUGGACCUCACCGAGCUGGCCAAGGCCGCCAACGCCACGCCCGUCACCAGCAGGGCCGCGCGGCUGCUGCUGUACGGGCACAGGGAAGGCUUCGAGAAGAUUGACCUGACCAUGGACCAGCUCCCAGCUGUUUACACCGGCUUGUUCUACAAACUCUAUCACAGGGAACUGCCAGACAGUUACAAAAUGAUGACGGGAGUGGACUAAAUCAUAUUUACCUGUGUAAAAAUUUUUAGUAAAUUGUACAUGUAGAUUAAUGUGUGCCAUAUUCUAAGAAUGGUGCACAUUUUGGGUUAACUAAAUCUCUGACUUUAAUUUUCUAAUGUGUAUGAUUUCCAUGAAGAAAAUUUGCAAGUGCACACAUUUUUAAAGCCUCUUUUCGAAUGGAGUGAAUGUAUGGAAAGAUUGUAGCUCUAAGUAAGCGUCACUGGAUAAAGGCAAAUGCUAUAUAAAAGGUGGAAAUUUA
Molecule: messenger RNA, 1251 nt
Organism: Myotis daubentonii (Daubenton's bat)
Lineage: Eukaryota; Metazoa; Chordata; Mammalia; Chiroptera; Vespertilionidae
Gene: NUDT6
Product: nudix hydrolase 6
Molecular function (GO): NADH pyrophosphatase activity; NAD binding; ADP-ribose diphosphatase activity
Source: RefSeq, a predicted model, not a curated record